This is a messenger RNA of Dentiscutata erythropus, 777 nucleotides long. The record is from the annotation of a GenBank genome assembly. NCBI's taxonomy places the organism in Eukaryota, Fungi, Glomeromycota, Glomeromycetes, Diversisporales, Gigasporaceae.
AUGGCUCGUGGACCGAAGAAACAUUUGAAACGGCUUAGUGCCCCAAGUCAUUGGAUGUUGGAUAAACUUACGGGAACUUAUGCUCCAAGACCAUCAGCCGGACCUCAUAAGCUUCGUGAAUGUUUACCUCUUGUUAUUUUCUUGAGAAACCGUCUUAAAUAUGCCCUUACCAAAAAGGAAGUACAAAGCAUUUUAAUGCAACGUCUCGUAAAGGUAGACGGCAAAGUCCGUACUGAUACCACUUACCCUGCCGGAUUUAUGGAUGUUAUAUCCAUAGAAAAAACCGGUGAAAACUUCCGUCUUAUUUAUGAUACUAAGGGUCGGUUCACUAUCCAUAAAAUAACUGCUGAUGAGGCUACUUAUAAAUUGGCCAAGGUUAAAAAGGUUCAGUUUGGUGCUAAAGGAAUCCCAUAUCUUGUAACCCAUGAUGGCCGUACAAUCCGUUAUCCUGAUCCUAUUAUCAAAGUUAAUGAUACUGUUAGACUUGAUUUAGAAACUGGCAAGAUCAUUGAGCAUAUCAAAUUCGAAGUCGGAAACAUUGUUAUGAUCACGGGCGGUCGUAACAUGGGACGUGUUGGAAUAGUAACUCAUCGUGAGCGACAUAUUGGAGGUUUCGACAUUAUCCAUGUUAAGGAUGCCAUGGAUAGGCAAUUCGCUACACGGUUAACUAAUGUCUUUAUUAUUGGUGAGAGUAACAAGCCUUCGAUCUCAUUGCCAAAGGGUAAAGGUGUCAAACUGACUAUCUCUGAAGAACGUGACAGAGCCGCUCAUCAGUAG